GGUGAAGUGUCCAAAGCUAGCAGUCUUAAUUGCUUCCAUUUGCCAGACAGGCAACUUAAAAGGAAAUAUGCCACUUCUCAGCAAUUAUGCAGAAACUACAAAUCGAUUCAGGAAUGCAGUGUGCAUGGCGACAUCCAUUUGUUUGCAUCAGUACAACCAACAGCUAAGUGCCACUCACAACAGGAUGAGUCUUCUUCUUCUCAAUGGUGGAGCCAAGGCUCUGACGCUAGAACGUUGCUCAGAUCUUGGCAUUUGCAUGUCUCACCCCUCUGCCAUCAGGAUUCAAAAAAAGGCUUCAGCCCCUUCCAGCACAUUACAUCGCCGACCAUAAUGUCACAUAAUGGUCCAAAUCCUUCAUUGACAGAUUAGUCACAGAAAAUAUUGACUAGCUGUGCAAGCCAGGCAUUAAUCAUCAAGCCAUCAAAACAAGUCCCUACACUGGACCCAUAGUUUCGCAGUCAAGAAUCGUGUUAAGCCUGAUACAAGUGUUGUUGAUUGUCAGGCAAAGAUGCAAGUCAAAGACUUGCAGAUGAUCCAGAUACUUCCAAGCCACGAGGAGCAGGUUGCCAUGCAAUCAUGCAUGGUAACACUUGUCUUUCGAGUAAUGUGUUAAUACUUUGAAGUGUAUAGAGUGUUUUAAUCAGCAGUAAUACAUUACAUCCCACAUACGUAUUCAAAUGAAAUGAAGCAGAAGUCAAAACAGGUAAGUAACUCUUUUUACUUGAGUGACAAAGUGGUAGUCCAUUUUUACAGUUACGGGGUGCAAACGAGUUGAACUUGUUUUGAUACAACAGUUCCUUAUUUAUUAUGUUCCUAUGCUCACUUUUUUUUAGCAUGAAGAGGUUUGUAUCAACAAGGACAACCUCAGCCUCACAUUCACUCGGAGGCUAGGGUACUAAGCUCACAACUGUAAAAUGAUUCAAUUUGCCUUAUGCAUUAAAGAAAUGUAUCGCUUUUGCAAAGCUACUUUGUCUUGCUUAACCACAUUUCCCUGUGGUAGUCCAUUUUUACAGUUACGGGGUGCAAACGAGUUGACCUUGUUUUGAUACAACAGUUCCUUAUUUAUUAUGUUCCUAUGCUCACUUUUUUUUAGCAUGAAGAGGUUUGUAUCAACAAGGACAACCUCAGCCUCACAUUCAUUCAGAGGCUAGGGUACUAAGCUCACAACUGUAAAAUGGUUGAUUCAAUUCGCCUUAUGCAUUAAAGAAAUGUAUUGCUUUUGCAAAGCUACUUUGUCUUGCUUAACCACAUUUCCAUGCCUUUGUUAUUGUGUUCAUGCAUGUUUGCUAAUUUUUUUGUUAAUUAUGUCUUGAAGGCCAUCGGGUAUGUGUAAUCAAAGGAAUUUUUAAUUUUCAUUUAUCCUUUUCUAACACUCGUUAACUCAACCCGCGCCUCUCUGGAUUCUUAUUUUGUGGCAGGCAUCUGACGAUAAGUGAAAAUGAGAUUUUUUAUAGCCAGUUUCAUUCGCUCCCGGGUGUGCCAGAGAAGGGAUUAAACUUCCUUCCCAUAAAGCAUUGCAAUGCCAUUAAAUAUUAUUAUAUCAUCUGAGCAUACUUUUCAACUUAGACAACACAAAGGGAUAUUGACUGCUUAAGUAGUCCAUGUAACCCAAACAAGCACUUUUUAUGACAAAACAUUUGCACUACAGCCUUAUAAGGUCUGGAUUUAACAGUCUUAAUUUCUCGAAUUUUUAGUGCCUCCUAGGGUUGGAUUUUUUAAACACAAAUAAGUCUGGUGACAUGGCAGAGUUGUUAAAAAAGUUUCAAAAAGAAUAUGUUCCAAUGAAGGAAGAUCAUGUGUUGCACAAAGCAGGCAAAAGAGAGGACUCUUCUUGACCAGCCAAGACAGAGAAAGCCCACAAAGAAGGCUUUGCAACUUUAAAGGAAAGAGGACUCAGAGGAACAAGAAAUCACAAAACAGCCAGUCCAGAAUGCGAAACCAAAACCAAAGAAAAAAGGACAAGAGGCUGAGAAAGGGAAACAGAAUGCAGGUGAAAAAGGAAAUGCUGUUCCCAUAGAAAUCAAAGACAGAAAAGGCAAAACCAAAAAUACAUAUAUAUUUAAUUGCGUGUCUUUACAUGGUGGCAGCGAGUGGAGCUAUAGUGGUAAUUAAAAUAUUACACAUAGCCAAUCGCCUAACAAGUCAACAAGACUGAGCAUGGUAUCUGGAUUUUCGUUACCGCCGCCAGCACCCCUUGAAAUACACGACCCCAACGUUGCAGAGAACUGGAAAAAGUUCCUCUUGGUGUGGGAGAAUUACGCACUUGCAACAGAGUUAAAUAAGAAGAGUGAGCCUGUUCAGGUUGCCACACUUUUAACACUGAUUGGCGAAGAAGCAAGAGAGGUGUGUUCUACCUUCAACACCUGA
This is a messenger RNA of Porites lobata, 2367 nucleotides long. NCBI's taxonomy places the organism in Eukaryota, Metazoa, Cnidaria, Anthozoa, Scleractinia, Poritidae. The record is from the annotation of a GenBank genome assembly.